ACAGUUACCGAAAACGGAGCAGAAAAUAUAAAAAAGUUUGUUGGUUGCUGGUGAUCGAACAUUAAUAAUUUAGCUAAAAUCAUUGGAAAAUAUAUUUCUACUGGCAAGACUUUUGUGAAAUUCAUUAGAAAACUAUGUCUAAAGUGUGACCUCGGUGAAUUAUCAGAGAUUGCAAUCAAUAGUGAAGCACUCUAAGGGUAUUUGUCUGGUGCUAUAAUCUUCGUCCACAAUCGAAGAGCAAACGUCAUAACUUCACACGUCAGCCGGAAUCUUGCCUAUCGGAGUGUCGCGAUUGAACUGGUAUUUACGUUCGACCGUCCAAAACUUGUAACGAAGCAGGUUCAAGAUGGUAUUGAUAGCGGCCGCCGUGUGCACAAAAGCGGGAAAAACAAUUGUCUCGCGACAGUUUGUCGAGAUGACCAAGGCCCGCAUCGAAGGACUGUUGGCGGCUUUCCCGAAGCUGAUGACCGCUGGAAAGCAGCACACUUUUGUGGAAACAGAUUCCGUGCGAUAUGUUUAUCAGCCAUUGGAGAAGCUUUACAUGCUGCUAAUCACUACCAAGGCUAGUAACAUUCUGGAGGAUUUGGAGACGCUGCGGUUGUUCUCAAAAGUGAUUCCGGAAUACUGUCGGUCCCUGGAAGAGAAGGAAAUUAUCGAGAAUGCAUUCGAUUUGAUAUUUGCCUUCGACGAAAUUGUUGCCCUGGGAUAUCGGGAAAGUGUCAAUUUGGCUCAGAUUAAAACCUUUGUCGAAAUGGAUUCGCACGAAGAAAAGGUUUACCAGGCGGUACGUCAAACGCAGGAGCGAGAAGCCAAGCAGAAGAGCCGCGAACGGGCAAAGGAAUUGCAACGUCAGCGUAUGGAACAAAAGAAGAUGGGUGGUAGCGGUCGACCGUAUGGCGGGGGAAGCUCCGAAGGAUUCGGAAGCAGCUCCAGCGGAGGAGGCAUUUCCAAUCAUACGUCAAUUUCGGCACCGUCGAUUGGUAUCGGCGAAAUCAAACCGGCUGCUCCUGUUGCCAAACCAGCUGCCCCGAGGAACGCUCUUAAGUUGGGCGGAAAGAACCGUGAUGCCGACACUUUUGUAGAUCAGCUAAAGAGCGAAGGCGAAAAGGUUGUGGCUAAUCCAACACCCGCAGCUGCUUCUUCUGCGGCUAAGGCAAAACCAAUUUCGGAUGUUAAAAUGGAUGAAGUACAUCUCCGUAUGGAAGACAAAAUCGUGGUACGCAUAGGGCGAGACGGUGGCCUCCAAGGAUUUGAACUAUCGGGUCUGCUGACGUUGCGCAUUUCGGAUGAAAAGUAUGGCCGAAUCAAGGUGCAAUUGCAGAAUCAGGAUCAACGAGGUAUUCAGUUACAAACUCAUCCCAACGUAGACAAGGAGCUUUUUAAGAGCAAGUGUCAAAUCGGUUUGAAAAAUCCGGCAAAACCAUUCCCAAUGAACACGGAUGUGGGUGUUUUGAAAUGGCGCUACCAAACGCAGGAUGAUUCUGCUAUUCCACUAACUAUUAAUUGCUGGCCGUCGGAGAAUGCGGAAGGCGGCUGCGACGUUAACAUUGAAUACGAGCUGGAACACACCCGACUAGAACUGCAAGAUGUUUGUAUUACAAUUCCAAUGCCUAUGGGAAUUACACCAUCCAUUGCGGAAUGCGACGGUGAAUAUAAUCACGAUUCCCGGAAGAAUGUUUUGCAAUGGAAUCUUCCUGUUAUCGAUGCAUCCAGCAAGCAGGGAUCAAUGGAGUUUACGGUACCAAAUUCGAUACCGGGAGAUUUCUUCCCACUGGAUGUUUCGUUCUCUUCAAAAAUUCCUUAUGCCGAUCUACGAGCAUUGAAGGUUCAGCUGGUAGAUGACGAAUCGGAUGUGAAGUAUUCAGCGGAAACUCUAUUCUAUCCCGAUAAGUAUGAGAUCGUGUAAUUUAUUUCUGCGUUCAUUCAAACGGUUAACUGUUGCGUUCCGGGAUCUAUACUUUUGAUGUAGUCUCUAUUAUUGGUAAAUACUUUCCUCGUGGCGUUUAAUAACUUACCUACUUAUGUAUUUUAUGCUGAAGUCCUGAUUGUUCCCAUGGCACUCACUCUUCUAUUGUUUUUAUUUGAACCGUACAGUUGUUUAUAGGAUUUAAUUCAAUACAACAGACUAAUGGUGACCAACUGAUUCAUUGUCAUCUAAAAGGGAAGUAGAACUUCAUGGUAAGCAUGUUAAACAUUUACAUGAGGAAGUUUUUCGAAACAUGCUAAUACAAUUAAAUUAAGAAGGAAAUCAAAUUCUAUAGUAUCCAAUUAUUUUAUCUACAUUGAUUGAAGCAAAAUACUGCAAAUAUAUGAUUAUGGAUAUAA
This is a messenger RNA of Armigeres subalbatus, 2325 nucleotides long. RefSeq names its product coatomer subunit delta (gene deltaCOP). The transcript is spliced from 8 exons. Gene Ontology annotation, cellular component: COPI vesicle coat. The coding region runs from base 347 to 1906 and encodes 519 amino acids. The record is from RefSeq and is a predicted model, not a curated record. Lineage: Eukaryota; Metazoa; Arthropoda; Insecta; Diptera; Culicidae. Gene Ontology annotation, biological process: retrograde vesicle-mediated transport, Golgi to endoplasmic reticulum; Golgi localization; endoplasmic reticulum to Golgi vesicle-mediated transport.